This is a messenger RNA of Cladophialophora carrionii CBS 160.54, 1470 nucleotides long. RefSeq lists its product as uncharacterized. The transcript is spliced from 7 exons. Gene Ontology annotation, molecular function: transmembrane transporter activity. NCBI's taxonomy places the organism in Eukaryota, Fungi, Ascomycota, Eurotiomycetes, Chaetothyriales, Herpotrichiellaceae. The coding region runs from base 1 to 1470 and encodes 489 amino acids. Gene Ontology annotation, cellular component: membrane. The record is from RefSeq and is a predicted model, not a curated record. Gene Ontology annotation, biological process: transmembrane transport.
AUGGAGCAGCCCAUCGAUGAAAUAAAGCAAAAAGCUGAGCUCCAGGAAUAUGCUGAGAAUGCCAAUUCACCAGAGGCAAUCGAAUUUGCGGCAAAAGAAGCCAAGUUGCGGCGCAAGCUUGAUCUUUACAUUGCGCCGGUGAUGAUGAUCCUCAUGCUCAUCAGCUACCUUGAUCGUGGAAAUAUCGGUUUCGCUGCGACACAAGGCAUGACUGACGAUAUCGGUCUGAAGGGGAACCAGCUCAACGCAAAAACCGCCGUCUCGAUAUUCUACUGUACAUACGUGGUGGCAGAAUUGCCGACGUCACUAUAUGUCAAGCGGUUGCAAUUCCACCGAGUCAUCCCUAUCAUCACUUUUUGCUGGGGACUUGUUUGUAUGUGCAUGGGUUUCAUCCAGAACUUCGCCGGCCUUUGCGUCUGCAGAGUUCUGCUAGGCUGGUUUGAAGGGUGUCUGUUCCCUUCUAUGACUUUGUUCUUGGCGAACUGGUAUAGGAGAGAAGAAUUGGCUCAGAGAAUCUCUUAUCUCUUCAUUGCGUCUGCCCUAUCCGGCGCUUUCGGCGGGCUCAUCGCCUUUGGAAUCCUUUACAUGGAUGGAGUUGCCAAUUAUCCAGGUUGGCGAUGGCUGUACAUCCUGGAAGGACUCAUUACUCUCGUGUGGGCGGCUAUGUGCUUCUACCUUGUUCCCAAAAACUAUCAGACGGCGUACUUCCUCAACGACGAGGACAAAAAGAUCAUGGCUGUCCGCGCUGAGUUGUCCGAGUCCUACUCUGGAGGUGACGGCCACUACAAGAUGUCUGACCUCAAGCUUGCUUGGAAGGACACCAAGACGUGGUUGCACGGGGUUAGCCAGAUCGCCGUGGUGACCAUCCUCUACGGCUUCGGGACCUUCCUGCCCAUCAUUAUCAAAAACGGGUUACACUACACAACCAAGCAAGCGCAAUAUCUUGUGAUCCCCGUCAACAUCUGGGGCGCGAUUGUUUACGCUAUCGGAGCCGUGAUCUCGGACAAAUACAACAAACGGUUCGUGAUCAUGGUCGUCUGUGCUCCCAUUGGAAUUGCAGGAUAUGCCAUCCUUCUGAAGAUGGAAAAUGUGUCAGUUGGAGUGCAAUACUUUGCGACUUAUCUGAUCGCCACGGCCUGCUUCCUUUGCACCGGCGGUAACAUUGCCUGGCUAUCCGGGAAUGUCGCACCCGAUGGCAAGAGGGCCGCCAGCUUGGGGACCCAACUCACACUCACCAAUCUGGGUGGUAUCAUUUCUGGCCAAAUCUAUGCCUCGACCGAUGCGCCACGUUUCGUGCUGGGCCACUCCUGGUCGCUGGGAAGCUUGGCCUUCGCAUUCAUCAUCUUCUUCAUUCUCCGAGUCCUCUACCAGAAACGUGAAAACAAGAAAGCCGAGCUUCGUGCCCAGGGUGUGGUUACUCCGCAGGGAGAGUUCACCGACCGGUCACCAGAGUUCAAAUAUCAGUUCUAG